This is a messenger RNA of Strongylus vulgaris, 968 nucleotides long. The record is from the annotation of a GenBank genome assembly. NCBI's taxonomy places the organism in Eukaryota, Metazoa, Nematoda, Chromadorea, Rhabditida, Strongylidae.
AUGGAAUCCCAGCUUGAAAAUAUACAUUAUCAAACUGGAAAAAGUCCAGCAGCUCACGGAAAUUUUAUUUUACCGUUUUUGGGAAACAUGGAGUACCCUAAGGCUCUUCUAAUCACCAUGAAAAACUAUUCUCGUCUCAAAAGCCUGUUCUACAGAGACUGCCACGUGCAGGGGGUGACUUUCUUACAACUGGUUGUCACAAAUAUGCGUAUACUCCAGGUUCCUACCAGUCAAGUUCAAAAGCGUCAGUCUCCGUCUACAUUAGUACAGUACACGAUACUCAACCACCAUUCACCAACUCCAUGCACUCAAGUAAUUAAACAAAGUCUUUCAGGUUCCUAUCAGUCAAGUUCGAAAGCGUCAGUCUCCGUCUACGUAGGUCCAACUCUUCGAACCUACAAGUUCUCCAAUCUUGUUGGUAACACAACUUAUCGAGCUUCCGUAGAAAGUUUUGAGUUAUUCCUUCGACUACUUCGAUUAACCAUAGGAGGAACUUUUUUCCAGAAUGAUGUCAGCUUAUGGUACGCCAGCAAUGUAUCAUGGACAGCUCCAGAGAUCCGUGAAACGGGUCAUAGCGCUGUGAUUAAUCAGCAUUUGUUGAGUGUCUAUGAGUUUCUACCCGCCACUAAAAGCCUGACAAAGAAGUUUUCACUGAAUGUUCCUGUGCCAAUGAGCACAUAUGCUAUUGGACGACUUACUCCAGGAUCUGUUUAUAACAUCACAUUACAGGCUGGCACAAACUAUGGCUACGGCACUUUGGGCUGGGCAGUGUUCUCUACACUUUACCGGAACGAGGACGGAUUUAUCCUAAAGCAGCGAUUAAAAACUCCAAAUGCAAUAACGUUAACAUGGCCAGCGCAAUGGUUGCCCUCACCUACUUCUCGGUUUACGGCGUUUGCUAAGAAAUUAAUGAGAUUAAUUGGAGUUGUUCUUGGGAGUAUUCUUUUCCGAAAAUACGGUUUUUAAAA